UUCUUUUGUUCACUUACUAAAAGACAAAGAAACCUCCUUUACCAAGUCCCUUUCAUGAACUGAAAAGUUAAAGAAAUAGAAUCAAAAGUUUUGAACAAUGUGGGUUAAGGUUGUUCUUCUUCUUGCAACAAUUUCAUUUUCCUUUUUUAACUCAGCGGUGUCUCUUAAUCGUAGAAGUUUUCCACCUGAUUUCUUAUUUGGAACUGCUUCUUCAGCUUACCAGUAUGAAGGUGCUGCACAUGAAGGUGGCAAAGGACCAAGCAUAUGGGAUACCUUCACUCAUAGUCACCCAGAUAGAAUAGUAGACCACAGUAAUGGAGAUGUUGCCAUCGAUUCAUACCACCGCUACAAGGAAGAUGUGGCCAUGAUGAAGGAUAUUGGAUUUGAUGCCUACAGGUUUUCCAUCUCUUGGUCUAGAAUACUACCACGUGGAAACUUGAAGGGAGGAAUUAACCAAGAAGGGGUAAUAUAUUAUAACAAUCUCAUAAAUGAACUGGUUUCAAAUGGACAGAAGCCCUUUAUAACUUUAUUUCAUUCUGAUCUCCCUCAAGCUCUUGAAGACGAAUAUGGUGGUUUUUUGAGUCCCAAAAUUGAGCAAGAUUUUGCAGAUUAUGCAGAAGUAUGCUUUAGAGAAUUUGGUGACAGGGUUAAGCAUUGGAUUACAUUAAAUGAGCCAUUACUUUAUAGCACUCAAGGUUAUGGAAUUGGAUCAUCUCCACCCAUGAGGUGCUCUAAGUGGGUAGCUAACUGCAGUGCUGGUGAUUCUAGUACUGAACCCUAUGUGGUUUCACACCACCUGAUUCUUUCUCAUGCUGCAGCAGUAAAAGUCUACAGGGAGAAAUUCCAGAAUUCUCAGAAGGGUCAAAUUGGGGUAACAUUAAAUUCUGCAUGGGUUAUGCCACUAUCUCAAUCAAAAGAGGAUAGAGAUGCGGCAUCUCGAGCUCUUGCUUUUAUGUAUGACUGGUUCAUGGAACCCUUGAACUCUGGUUCAUAUCCUGCUGUAAUAGUGAACAAAGUAAAGGAACGUUUGCCGAGGUUUUCAAGAAGUCAAUCCUUAAUGGUCAAAGGAUCUUUCGAUUUCGUCGGUUUAAACUAUUACACUUCAACUUAUGCAACCAAUACUCCUUGUCAGUUUGGAAAGCCAACAGUUUUUACAGACAAUUGUGUUAGAUUUACUAAUGUAAGAAAUGGAGUUCUCAUUGGUCCAAAGGCUGCCUCAGACUGGCUCUAUGUGUAUCCACCAGGAAUUCAAGGACUACUACAAUACACAAAGGAGAAAUUUAACAAUCCAAUUAUUUACAUAACAGAAAAUGGAGUUGAUGAGGUUGAUGAUGGCAAAAGGUCACUUGAUGACAAAAUGAGGAUAGACUAUAUUAGUCACCACUUAUUGUAUCUUCAACGAGCCAUAAUGAAUGGAGUGAGGGUGAAGGGAUAUUUUGCAUGGUCAUUGUUGGACAAUUUUGAAUGGAAUGCCGGCUACACACUCCGUUUUGGUCUCGUGUAUGUGGAUUACAAGAAUGGACUUCGAAGAUACCGUAAAAGGUCUGCUUUGUGGUUCAAAUUAUUUCUCCACAAAUGAAAUGGUCCACUCCUUACUAUGAAUUAGAAUUGGUGGAAAAGAGAUUGUAAUAUAGUGUUUCCUUCUUAAUCCUAGUUACAACUUUAGGCUAUUGUAAGUACUAAGCAUGGCUAAAUUGAUGAUUUCUGAUAUGUGACCAAGUGUGAGGCUUCAUUAUCUGUUGUUGUACUAACUUAUUUGGUUUCUUUACUCGUUUGUAUUUCC
This is a messenger RNA of Cicer arietinum (chickpea), 1783 nucleotides long. RefSeq names its product beta-glucosidase 12-like. Gene Ontology annotation, biological process: carbohydrate metabolic process. The record is from RefSeq and is a predicted model, not a curated record. Lineage: Eukaryota; Viridiplantae; Streptophyta; Magnoliopsida; Fabales; Fabaceae. Gene Ontology annotation, molecular function: beta-glucosidase activity.